This is a messenger RNA of Stegastes partitus (bicolor damselfish), 1526 nucleotides long. RefSeq names its product stimulator of interferon response cGAMP interactor 1 (gene sting1). Gene Ontology annotation, biological process: innate immune response; defense response to virus; positive regulation of macroautophagy. Bases 82 to 1308 code for a protein of 408 amino acids. Gene Ontology annotation, cellular component: autophagosome; endoplasmic reticulum membrane. The transcript is spliced from 7 exons. Gene Ontology annotation, molecular function: cyclic-di-GMP binding; 2',3'-cyclic GMP-AMP binding. NCBI's taxonomy places the organism in Eukaryota, Metazoa, Chordata, Actinopteri, Pomacentridae. The record is from RefSeq and is a predicted model, not a curated record.
AGAGGAGAAAAGGAGGAGAGACUGAGGGAGAGGCGCAAACAAGGAAAAUCUCUCGAAUCUGAAACACAGCAAACCGACAAGAUGCAAAGCCUCAGAGAUCAAGACACUCUCAUCCCUCGGCCUCGUGGGAAUUUGCCUAAGGCGUGUGCUGCAACGCUAGCUGCCGUAACGAUGGGAGGCGUCGUGGUUCUGUUUCCUAACAGGCUAUUUGGCUUGGUUGCCAAGGCAAUACUCAUGCUGACCCUUGGCCCUUUGCUGCACGGACUCUGUCUGCUGGCAGAGGAGAUGUUGCACCACUACAACACGAGGUAUCGAGGUCGAGCGUUUCUGAGCCACAUGCUGCCAGCCUGUGGUUUUGGGGGUAAGACGCUGCUGGUUGCAGGGCUGGCAGGCCUCCUGCUGUACCUGGCUGGACACCCUCUUCCACACAAAGACCAGUACUGGCAUCUCCUCAUCCUGGUCUCUGUUCUUUAUCCACUGUUCAAAAGCCUGGGAGUCCUGGGUCCGUCGGAGGUGGAAGUGUCAGACAUCUGCGAGGGGAGGAAGAUGAACGUGGCCCACGGCCUGGCCUGGUCCUUCUACCUGGGCUACCUGCGACUGGUGUUGCCACAUUUGGAGGAUUCAAUUGCAGCCUUUCGUGCCACACACCAGUCCAGCAGCACCUGGAGGGGUCGCGGCUCCAGGAAGCUCCUCGUCCUCAUCCCUCUCAACGCCAACAUCUCACACAAGCUGGAGGAUGAGGAUGACAACAUCCGUUUCUAUGACAACCUCCCAAACAACGAGAUAGACAGGGCAGGAGUCCGGGGGCGAGUCUAUAAGCACAGCGUCUACAGAGUGCUGGAUGAGAAUGGGAAGGCCCAUGAGUGUGUGGUGGAGUACGCAACACCUCUGCUGACCCUCUACAGCAUGUCCCAGGAGAGCAGCGCCGGUUUCGGGGAGCCUGAGCGCAGACAGCAGGUCCUUCUCUUCUACAGGACCCUGCAGGACAUCCUGGAGCACUCGCUGGAGUGCCGCAACCGCUACAAGCUCAUCCUGCUCGAUGAUAAGCAUGAGGACGACCCUCACUUCUUGUCCAAGGCUAUCCUCCGACAUUUACAGCAGCAGGAGAAAGAGGAGUUCUGUCUCACCCCACCUCCUCACCAGGAGAUGGUGCACCCAUUAUCAAACAGUUCGAGCGCCCCGCCAAGUGCGCCGUCCAUGGACGGUGACUGGCACCACCCGGAGCCGAUGAGCAGGGAGCCCACGCUCAUGUUCAGUCUGGAGAAACCUCAGCCCCUGAAGGGACCUGUUGAGAACAGCGACUACUAGCAGACAGAAACCUGAACACAUGUUCAGGCACAGAGAGAGUAGUACUGAAACACACACACACACCUCCCACAACUUUCAGUGUAUUCCUGCUCUGUCACACUAUACUCUUGUAUCUUCUUGUAGCAGCUUCACAGAUUAGGGAUUUUAUAUAUAGAGUCUAGAAACAUAUGCAUACAGCUCAAUUUGGAUUAAAAGACAAUAAAUAAAUUUGGGAGUUG